Synchytrium microbalum is the source of this 3063-nucleotide messenger RNA. RefSeq lists its product as uncharacterized. The transcript has 15 exons. Gene Ontology annotation, molecular function: small GTPase binding. NCBI's taxonomy places the organism in Eukaryota, Fungi, Chytridiomycota, Chytridiomycetes, Synchytriales, Synchytriaceae. The record is from RefSeq and is a predicted model, not a curated record. Gene Ontology annotation, biological process: protein import into nucleus. Gene Ontology annotation, cellular component: nuclear envelope; cytosol. Bases 1 to 3063 code for a protein of 1020 amino acids.
AUGGCUGCUAACAACCAACAAGUGCUUCAACUUUCAGCCAUUUUGCAAGCUGCAAAUUCCGGCAAUCCAGACAUCAGGAAGCCCGCUGAAGAACAACUGAAAGCUUGGGAAAUAGUGCCUUUAUUCUAUUCUACUUUACAGGACAUUUAUUGUGAUCGUUCGAUCGACUCGAGUGUUCGGCUCUUGUCUAUCUUGUAUCUCAAGGCUGGAAUCGACAAGUACUGGAGAAAAACUGCCAAGCACGCUAUUGGAGCUGAAGAGAAGGCCAAGAUUCGAUCAAAGUUGUUAGGUUUCUUUGACGAGGAGCAAAAAAAGUUGGCUCUCCAACAUUCUGUGAUCGUGGCAAAGAUAGCGAGACACGACUAUCCUAAUGAGUGGCCCGAUCUACUGCACGUGCUAUUGCAAACCAUACAAUCAACAUUUACAUCACCAUCACCGCCACGGCCUGACUCACAACUCCCUGCUCAACAACUCAAACUCCACACCCGACUAAUACAACAACGAGCUCUGUAUACCCUGCAUCAAGUCAUCAAGGCUCUGUGUUCGAAAAAGCUGCCUGCUAGUCAGAAGAUGCUUGAACAGCAUUCACCUGAGAUAUUCCGAUACGUGUCAUCCAUAUACUACGAGCGAGUCAAUCACGUCAUGGAAUGUGUACCACAGAUACUGCAGAACUUGAAUGCUGUACCUGCUGAAGUGUAUGCUGAUGUUGAAGGAGCUCUAUGGACUGCUCUUUAUGCUCUGAAAGGCUUGAGGAGGCUGCUUGUACAUGGAUUUCCUGAUUUCGAACAGCAUACGGAGACUAUGCAAUUCUUCCAAUCAUUGCUGGAAAACUUGCAAAAGUUUCUUCAUCUGAGAUCGGUCGUCCGACCAAAUGGCACACUACAAAUGCUGUCGUCCAAGUUUGCCUUGUUGAUUGGCAAGGUGUAUACUGAUCUGGAGAAGCAGAGACUCGGUAGUUUCUUGUUGGCUAGUGGUAGUAUUUCAGUCAUCAAGUUCUAUUGGUCGCAAGCUGAAGCGUAUACGCCUGGUGGUGGUGAUCAAAUGUAUGAAAGAUUCCUGGUCCAAGGACUGGUGCUGCUCAAAUCCCUCAUUAAAAAUGCAGAGUUCUCCAUUGUUGCUGGUCCUAAAAUUCCAAACGUGGAUAAAGCCAAAUCAGUUAUAGAUACAGAGCUCUUCACGACCACUUUCGUGGUGUCAUGUUGUGAAGUGCUUGUCUCGAAGUAUUUGGUGCUGACUGGAGAAGAGAUGCGGUCUUGGGAGGACGAUCCAGAGACGUUUGUGUCUGAAGAAGAGGCUGAUCAUUGGGAGUAUAAUUUAAGGGCAUGUGCAGAAAAGGUGUUGAUGGAUUUAGUAUCACAGCAUCGAGCUCUACUGUCCCCAGUACUGAUACAAAUGCUCCAACGAGUAUCAGAGAUGCCUGAUACAGAUCCUCGCUGCAUCCUACUACGAGAUGCAGUAUACUCAGCAGUUGGUCUCUGCGCCCAAGACCUAUACGACCUUGUCGACUUUGACUCGUGGUUUACCGGCCGAUUGAUUGCAGAAGCAACAAAUCCAUCACCACCAUAUAGAAUACUACAUCGACGAGUCGCUCUACUAGUUGGCCAUUGGGUCGGAGUCAAAGUGAGAAAAGAGACAAGGCCAGCUAUAUAUAGUCUCCUAUUACAGCUAGCGUCACCUGAGGAGCCCGAUUUGGCUGUACGAUUAACGGCCAUUAUGAAUCUCAAAGUUGCUGUAGAUGAUUGGGACUUUGAUCCAGUGACGUUUGUACCAUAUUUGGAAAAGUCUGUUGCUGUGUUUACGCAGCUGGUGGAGGCUGUGGAUGAGUUUGAGAGUAAGAUGAAGGUGCUCAAUUCUUUGGCUAUGGUUAUUGAGAGGAUGGAGGCACAGAUUGCUCCCUUCUCACAAAGAAUAACAGAGCUGCUACCUGCACUCUGGGCGUCGUCGGAAGGCCAACAUUUGUUUAGAUCUUCAAUAUUGGUUAUUCUCACUCGAUUGGUUACGGCACUCCGAGAACCGUCUAGAUCACUUCACCCAUUCCUGACACCCUUAAUAUCAUACGCUGUAAAUAGUGCAUCACCCGCAUCGCUGUACAUGUUGGAAGACGGAUUAGAAUUAUGGUUGGCCACAAUCCAAAACACUGAUUUACAAACACCUGAACUAUUGUCAUUAUAUCCACUCGCAGUCAACCUGCUCAAAUACGGUACCGAUGCACUGAAAAAGGUGCUUAAAAUUGUCGAAUCGUAUAUAGUACUAGCACCACUAGAAGUCCUACAAGUAAACGCCAACUCAACAAUGGAAUCCAUCACUCGUCUCAUCGGUGAUGCACUUAAACCUGAAGCUGGAAGUGCAGUGCUCCAUUGUAUAGAUGUGAUUUUGCAAUCAUGUGCUGCUGCGCAACCACAACCGCUGACGAGUGCUAUACAUACAGUAGCAGCGUCAACGGGACUGAUUAGCAAGAUUGUGGAUACCGUUUUGCAAAAGACUGAAUUGGGAUAUAUUAUUGCUGGGUAUUUGACAUCGUUGGCAAGGAUGGCUGUUAAUGAUCACAUCUUUUUCCUGAAUGUGCUGGGUAGUAUGAGUGGAUUGUCUGAUGGUAGUGUGAGUCCCGUGAGUAGUGGUGGUGCGUUGGGUGCUAUAUUGGACUAUUGGAUUGAGAAGAUGGAUGGAAUGGGACAUGCCAAACAACGGAAACUGACUGCGAUGGCAUGCGCUACGCUUCUGGGAACUGGUAAUCCAAUAGUCAUGUCACGGAUACAUGGGAUCUUUGUGGUCUUGUCUUCGGCGGUAUCUGAUAUGAAGGAUUCAGAUCAUAAUGGCACAGAUGCCUUAGUCUGGUGGUACGACGCCCGAGAAGAAGACGAAGACGAAGCAUCGCCAGAUGCACGACGUCGUAAAUCGCUCUUGGCUCGUGAUCCCGUACACACCACAGCCCUAAUACCAUUCAUUCGUGAUCGAAUGAAUGCUGCUGCAGCUACGGUGGGAGGACCUGUACAGUUUCGACAGGGCUUGAUACAGAGUGUGGAUCCGACUAUAUUGGAGGCUAUGGAUGCUUUGAUGGCAUGA